Molecule: messenger RNA, 760 nt
Organism: Nanorana parkeri
Lineage: Eukaryota; Metazoa; Chordata; Amphibia; Anura; Dicroglossidae
Product: protein lifeguard 1-like
Exons: 4
Coding region: 1-759 (252 amino acids)
Biological process (GO): negative regulation of apoptotic signaling pathway
Cellular component (GO): membrane; endoplasmic reticulum; Golgi apparatus
Source: RefSeq, a predicted model, not a curated record
AUGUCGGACCAGCCCGGAAGUGGCAUCACGUCACCUCCGGCAGCAGAGGAGCAGCCCGGAAGUGGCAUCACGUUACCUCCGGCCAGUCCGUCUGAUGUCGGACCAGCCCGGAAGUGGCAUUACGUCGCCUCCGGCCAGUCCGGCAGCAGAGGAGGUGCUGGCAAGCAGAGUGUGGUGGCUGGGACAGAUAUGUGCCCAGCUGAUGCAUUGCUGGAGGCCACCAACCACCAUCUCUUAAUCCGGCACAUGUACAUACAGAAGAGCCUGACUGGAUACAAGUGCUGCCCGUCCCUCUCUCAGUCUGAGUAUGGCUGUAUGGGGAUGAUAGGACUGACAUUUUCAGAACUAUGGAGACCCCCCUCUUAUUGUGACAACCCGGACUUCCCCACCAGCCACUGGGAUGAUAAAAGUAUUCGCAGAGCUUUUAUCCGGAAGGUCUUCCUGGUCCUCACGGCUCAGCUUCUGGUCACGUUUGCAUUUGUGGCCGUCUUUACGUUUGUGAAGGAAGUCCGGGAAUAUGUGCAGAGGAACACAUGGACCUAUUACCUGUCCUAUGCCAUCUUCUUCUGCUCUCUCAUCACUCUCAGCUGCUGUGGCAACUUCCGGCGCCGACACCCCUGGAAUCUGGUGGCCUUGUCCAUCCUGACCCUCAGCCUCUCUUACAUGGUUGGAAUGAUCGCCAGUUUUUAUGAUACAGAAGCCGUAAUAAUGGCAAUCGGGAUCACAGCCGCCGUCUGCUUCACCGUCGUCCUCUUCUAAA